CCUUCUGUCUUCAUUUUGUUGUUUUCCUGGGAUGUCCAACAUCUAAGAAACAAACACGCCGUGCCUGGUUUUAUUAUGCUGACAUACUCAGAAGAACGAUGGCUGCAGGAGGGGGGAACCCCGUGCUUGGCACAACCCCGCCGGGCACGCACCGCUCAGCCUUCGGGAGGCACGGGCCCGGCACGGCACCGAGCGCUUCUGCCGCUCCUGAAAUGGGAAAGCUCGUCUCUUCUUCCUGCCCUCAGCACGUCCAUACCCACGUGCCUCUCCCCACCCGCGCACCGCUUCCAGCGUCGCGUCCCUUUCCCGUUGCCGGCCCUACUGCCGCUCGGUGCCGCCUCUGCGGGCUUUCCGGCGGGGCGGGGCGGGGCGGGCGGAAGUGGCAGCGGCGGCGGGCGGAAGUGGGGGGGAGGUGGAUGUGCGCGUGGGUCUGGCGGUGCCGCAGCCAUGGCGGAGCGCGUCGAGCAGCGGCUGGAGGACCGCGUGCCGGAGCUGGAGCAGCUGGAGCGGGUCGGCCUCUUCACGCACGAGGAGAUCAGGGCUGUCCUGAAGAAGGCCACGGCUCUGGAGUACAAAAUACAGCGGAGAGCCCUUCGGAAGGAGGAUUUUAUCAAUUAUAUUCAGUAUGAAAUUAAUCUGCUGGAACUGAUCAAGAAAAGAAGAGCGCGCACCGGGUACUCAUUUAAGAAGGAGGAAAUUGAAAGCUCUAUUAUGCAUAGGGUCCACAGCCUCUUCAAACGUGCCACUGGAAAAUGGAAAGAAGAUGUCCAGCUUUGGCUGUCACAUGUUGCAUUUUGCAAGCAGUGGAAUGCAAAACAUCAGCUUAGUAAGGUGUUUUCUACCAUGUUGGCCAUUCAUCCCAAUAAACCAGCACUGUGGAUUAUGGCAGCAAAGUGGGAAAUGGAAACACGCCUCUCCUCAGAAAGUGCUAGGCACUUGUUCCUGCGUGCUUUGCGCUUCCAUCCAGAGUGUCCAAAACUUUACCAAGAGUAUUUCAGAAUGGAACUGAUGAAUGCAGAAAAACAGAGAAAGGAAAAGAAAGAACUUGAACGAGCAAAGAUGAACUUGGAGGAAUUCAAUUAUUCUGAGAAGAUUCUUAAUGGGGAAAUGGCUCACAUAAUCUACAGGGAUGCUGUUCAGAAAAUUAAAGGUGUUGAGUUCCGUCUGGCUCUGCUUUCUAUUGCAAAGCUUUUUGAUUUUACACAUGAUUUGCAAAAAGAAAUUCUUGAAAGUUUGCAGGCUGAAUAUGCUGAUAAUCCUCUGAUGUGGGACUACAUGGCCCGUCGAGAGCUGGAGCUGGGAUCCUUGAAGUCCACAGAACCCACCACAAAGCAGAUGAAAGUGUCUGAAAUGACCCAGAGAGAGGAACGUUGCUGUGCAGUCUUUGAAGAGGCUGUGACAGCAGUCCCCACAGAGGACAUGUGGAAAUGCUACGUCACUUUCUGCUUAGAGAGAUGUAAGAGGAAAACCAACAGUGAAGAAUUAAAGCAAAAGAGGCUGGAGAGGACACUGAGUGUAUUCAGCAAAGCCCAUGAGUCCAGUUUGCUGCCAGAAGCUCUCUAUAAGCAGUGGCUUCAACUGUUAUUGGAGUCCAGCCUUUCUCAGAAGGCUGCAGAGGUGGCAGAAGCUGCAACUAAGUGUUUCAGCCUGUCAGUAGAAAUGUGGCAGAUGAGGCUGCAGGUGCUGAUCCAGUUGAAGAGUGACAACGUGACCCAGUGUUUUGAAGAAGCCUUUAAGCAUGUGAAAUCUAAGGGCACUUUACCGUUAUGGACCCUCUGGGUGGAAUGGAGUGAAGUCGCAAAUAGCAAGGAAGACACAGAAGCUCUCUACCAGAGGUCCUUACAUGCCAUAGCUCCUGCUGAAUCUGUGACUAUGAAAGAAAAGUAUCUUGACUGGGCUUAUAGGAAUGGUGGUUAUAAGAAAGUAAGAAGAGUCUUUACCAGCCUGCAUGAAAGUCGUCCGCUUUCGCUUGACUUCUUCAGGAAGAUGAUUGAGAUAGAAAAGGAGCAAGAAUCGUGCAAAAUGCUUCAUCUGAGAGAAUACUAUGAACGUGCUUUGAGAGAGUUUGGUUCAGCGGAUUCUGAUCUCUGGCUGGAAUAUAUCAAGGAGGAGCUAAGUCAUCCCCAGGGCAAACCAGAAAACUCUGGGAGUAUUCACUGGCGAGCUAUGAAGAUGUUACAGGGAGAUCAGGUGGAAGACUUCAUUUCCAAAUACACUUUAUUGCAAACUGGACACUUAUGAAAAACUAAAAAUAAUUACAGCACAACAUUGUGGAUUUAAAAAAAAAAAAACUUGUGUAGAAAGGUAAAUAUGUUCUUUGUCAUAUUAAAGUGCACUUUCUUUACUGCACGUGUGAAAAGAAUUCUGUCCCAGCACAGCUGUUACUGGUGUUUCUCUGUCAGUGUCAGGUUCGUGUGCACAGCUGCAGAUGGCAGAGGCUGGAGGAAAGCUCAGAGAUGCCUGUACAUUGAGAUGGAAGUUGCAAUGUAUCAGCUUUUUACACUGGCAAGCUAAUACUGCAGCACACAUAUACAAAAAACCAACAAAAUAAACCAUUGUACCCUGGGGGGGAGUUUUUAACGUCAAGUUCAGUAAGGAAAAAAUGGAACACUGGAUAAACAAUCUGUAAAAUGAUGGUAUUUAUUUGUUUCUUAACCUUGAAGUCAUCUAUCAUCCUCUUUACAAAAGCCAAACAACUUCUACAACCACUUUGUUUCCUCCUCAGUAAUUCUGAGUGACUGCAUGGUGCAGACGAGCAGAGCUCUGUCACAGAUGUUCCUGCUGUGACAGGUAAGCUCUGAUCUGUGCUUCAACCUUUUGAUGGAUCCCUGCUCUCAGAGCACCUGCAGCUCCAUCCCACCUGCAUGCAUGCGCUUUUGCUGUGCUCUGCCUUGCUGCUUUCUUCCACCGUGUGUCCUGAAGCUGCAGGGUUAGCGGCCGAUUGCACAGAACCCCAGAGAGCAGGGGCAGGUCUCGAUACUUUUUACAGCUGUGUGCAUCCUCUUCACACUGAUUUGUCUGCUUGUUUCUGCUUUUUUUUUCUUCUUUUUUUCCCUCUCUCGCCUGAAGUUUUCCAGUAGCAGUGGAAGAAGCUACGUAUCAUGCAUUCAAAGGAAGUUAACAGUGAGCGCGGUGUCUAUGCGCGGAUAAGGCACGUAACCGGUUGCUUCACGUGGCAGCCGCACAGCGUGGUUUACAGCCGCCGCUCCGUGCGCGUCCGGCGCUCCGUGGCAGCCGCCGAUCCGCCUUCAUCAGCGGGCGCAGCUGCGAGGGGCCGAGCGGGGCGGGC
Phasianus colchicus (ring-necked pheasant) is the source of this 3289-nucleotide messenger RNA. NCBI's taxonomy places the organism in Eukaryota, Metazoa, Chordata, Aves, Galliformes, Phasianidae. The record is from RefSeq and is a predicted model, not a curated record.